AUGAAUCGUCGCAACCAAGUGAGCAGUGAUGAGUCUGGUGGCUCCACCAUCCCACCGACCCUACUUACGAACCAAUUAUCCGCCUUAUUCGAUUCUUUACGAAAUGAAGAACUCGAAUUAGAGUCACACCUUAUUUAUACUGAACCGCGCGAAGUGUUAAGCCGUAUUCUAUCUCCAAGUUCUAUGGUUUCAACCUCACCAUCGCUCACACUGUUCAACGCUUCACAAAAAACAGCUUCUGUUGGGUUUCGCAGCAUUGGUUUUGGCCAAUGUGGCAUUGUUUUCGAGCGGCCGGGCCGUGCUUACGUCGUCAAAAUCGCCCGCCCAUCAUUCGAAGACGCCCUCUGGGAAGACUUUCAAGCACACUUCGCGGUCUACCAGGCAUUCACGAAUCAGCAAUCGGUGGAGGUACGGGUUCCUCGGAUUUUCUCAUAUGUGCCGAAAACAAACAGCAAAUGGUGGGAUGGGCAUCUCGAUCUUUUUCCCCAAUCGAAACUUCCUUUCCCCCUUCCGACAAUGGCCUUGAUCACAGAGCGGAUAUUCCCGCUGCCUAAGCUUGCCCGAAAAGCUCUGAUUGACGUAUAUUGUCCUACACCAUUACAAGCCGCGGUCAUGUCUCAUGAUACCAACCGUGAUUGUCUAGCACGUAUCUAUCUUGGCCGUCGCCGUGGGGUAAAUGAGCUGCCGCCACCGAACUUCACUCUCAGAAACUUCAAUCUAUGCCUAGAUCAAAUGAUCGAACUCAAUCUCCCAAUCCAACAUUAUGCUAGAGCUAUUGGACAGACAUUGGCAAUUAUGCAUUGGUCGGCGAACGUUGAUUGUUAUGACGUCGAAUUCGUGCUAGGCAGUGAAGGCGAGAGAACUUACACCCAGGAUAUUUCGCGUUCAUUGGGGCUCAGCAUAGAACAGGUUACCAAGAUGCCCCCCCACACAGAUCUGGAGAGUAUGAUACGUGCGAAGUUUGAACGUCGAACCACUCGCAUCUGGGUUCUCGAUUUCAAUUUAUGCAACAUAUGGAAUGAACAGAGGGGACUUGAAAGGCCAGAUGAGUUGAUAAAUCAUCUCGUAGGAUCAUUUUUCGAAAACGAUCCAUACUACCCGCGUCCAUCUCUUGAGCUCGAACCUGAAAAGUCCCUUUGGCUUACUUUCAGCUCGUCGUACCAUGAUACAGCAGUGAGCCUCCUCUCAGUUCCUGAAAAGGACCCGCGCCUCGCAUUGCUUCCAGCAAAGUUUCUUGAUGCUUGCAUAUUUCGACAAUCACAAUAUCCAGCCUAG
This is a messenger RNA of Penicillium vulpinum, 1275 nucleotides long. RefSeq lists its product as uncharacterized. The record is from RefSeq and is a predicted model, not a curated record. Lineage: Eukaryota; Fungi; Ascomycota; Eurotiomycetes; Eurotiales; Aspergillaceae. The transcript has a single exon. Bases 1 to 1275 code for a protein of 424 amino acids.